UUCAGGAAUUUAACAAUUCACAAACUGUUAUCUUCAAAAAUUUAUAAAAAUGGGAACACAUAUCAUUACCCUUCAAGUCUUCACAUUUCUAACUUUAGUAACAGAUUACCCCUUUACAUUCUUACCACCACAACCACAAAACAUUCUAAGCACAAAACAAAUCGUCUUAUUAAAUUCCAUUUGUUCCCAGUAGAAUCCAAUCAACAAUUUAAUCUCUCUCGGUUGUCGAUAUGCUACAAAUGAGUAUUUCGAAACGUGACAAACAAGUUUCAUUAGAGAUUCACGUCGCUGCGAUUAAUGAAUCACAGUGAUAAAUUAUGGUAAUUUAAAUGGACUGUAUACAGGGGAAAAAAAGAGUGACAAUCUGAGAAUAGAUGUCAAGGAUUUCUUCUCUAACCAACAAGACGAUAACACUUCGAUUCUCAUACGUUAUACUAAUCGAUUUUAUGACGUAAAAAACUCAAAUCUUUUAUCUUACAUAAGACAAAAUGUCUGGUUUAGAAAAAACGACGAAUUUGGGUGUUCGAGUGGAAAAAUUCAAAAAAAGUUUCUUCAAGUAUUAUCUGAAAAAUUGUCCUACACUGUUUCAUAUUUGCUACGAUCCCAUAGGCACUCAUAAGAAGGCACGUGCUUUUGUAGGAUUUUUACUUGGAUUCUUUAUGGCUGUACUUUUGUACGAGGGCAUUAUCGUUGAUUUGGGGUUUGAUAGAUAUACUAGUUUGAGUCUUGGUGCUAUUGUUGUAGUGAUGCUGUCAGUUGGAUGUGCUGCUUCAAUUCAGGUCAGAUGCGUUUGCCUUUUGACAGUGCCAGCAUUUUUUGGUCGUUCAGGUCGCAGUAUGCUAAGAGCGUUAGUUCUAGCGUACAUAAUAGCUGGGCCAUUAUUUAACUUGAUGUAUAACGCGAAAGAAGUGAUGAGGACAUUUGCUUGCACCUCACAAUUGACGUACAAUCUCACCAAAACACGAUUUGAUCUGAUGUUCAAACCUUUUCAACAGGCCAUUCAUGCUAUGAAAGCAGACGCGAAUGAAAUAAAAGACACCUUAUCUUCCGUGAGAGACUUAAUGAGCCCCAUCGUGGAAGAAGUCGAAGGAGAGGAAGAAAUGCGGCGACUGAAAGAGGAAAACGAUUACUUGGAUGAAUUACAAGGUGACACAAAGAGAAGCCAGGAAAUCGAGGAGAAACACGAGAAACAAAUCGAGAAUGCUAAAACCGAUGCUGACGUAUUCGAAGCUAAAUACAAAAAGAAAAUCGAAGCAAGAUGCGAGGAACAACUUAGCAAGGGCGCAACAAGAUGUAGGGACAUGUUUGGCGAUGCUUAUAACAAAUGUUACGAAAAAGUGACCGUCUUUGUUGCGUGGCUCCUGUGUUGGCCUAUGAAGCUUACUUUCGUUUGCAAUUUAGUUCAAGCACUCGGAGGUUCAAGCAUUUGUGAUCCUGAAGGAAAAGUCGAUAGCGGUAUCGGUGAAGGAUAUGCUGCUCUAAAAAGUACCCGAGACGAGCUCAGCAGGAGCUUAAAAGACGCAAAACUUCAGUACAAAAUCAAGAAACCAGCCGUGAUUUUGGAUCUUCAAGACUCAGCCGAGGCUGCAAAGGCUGUGAUGCACCAAUUCGCCGUACGAAGAAAACUUUUCGAGACCGUGAUGAUAACCGUGAAAAGAUGCUUAUCCUUCGUGUUUCUAAAAAUCAUUUUGAAUGCUCAAAAAUACCACGAUAAGUAUCUGACGGAAAUUGAGCACGAUAAUAUUUAUGUGACGCCUUACUUCCGGAGAAUCGACGCAAGAAGAAAAGCACGUGGCAGCAUGACGCUGUUGCCGCUGAAGAAAAUUGAAAGAAAAAAAUUUGUUGAUCCUUAUAGCUGGAAACCUAGUUCUGCUGAAGGUUUUCAUUUGGUAGGACAAACGGUGAAAUUGCUCCUUGAACUAAUUACGGCGACCAUUUUUGUUAUUUUGGAUUGGCUGUUCUUUGAAGCGCUGGAUUUGAUCAGGAGACAUGCUUAUGUAGAGUAUACUCAGACAGGUCACCACGACCUCCUGCUAGAAAUUCGUGGCACAGGAGUGAUAGCAAACCUAAUACGAAGCGCGAUUCGAGGUUUCAACGUAAAAAAGCACAUCAAAACAGUGGUUACAAACGAAGCGUGUCUCCCAAAACCAACGAAACUCUCCACCUACGUGAUCCUCAAGAUCUACGGAACGUUCCUAGGGAUUUUCUUGCUAAUCUUCGCAUCCAUCUACACCCAGCGUACUCGCCGAGGGAUUUGUUCCUUUUUCUAUCGAAAAAGAGAGAAGAGACGAGUGCUGUUUCUUUAUAACGAGAGUCUACGACGCAGACUCUCUUUCGCGAAAUUUAUGAAGGUGAAAGUGAGGAGUAUGGUGAGGACGCGUCGUUUGGAAUACGAGGUAGACUUUUGGAUGGCUCUGAGGUUAAAAUGGCCGGAUCGUUUUGGAUGGCUGCAGUUUUUCGAGUGUGCUAGGGAUAGGUGUUUAAUUUGUGAGGAAGUGGAGCCUAGAAGAGGCCCAAAACAUAGACAAUGCACUACACCUGGUUGUCCUUUUGUUCAUUGUGCAGAAUGCUGGAGGGAUGUAGGGAAAGUGUGUUACGCUUGCGCGGAGUCUUCGGAUACGGAUUCGGAAGAGUACGAUACUCAACGUAGCGAUUUUUAAUUUUUAUCUAUAUACUCUUACUCUUAUUUUUAUUAAUAUUCUUGCAAUUUUAAAAAUAAUUUAUGUUAGAAGGUUAUGCCAUUUUGGAGGCAAAAUGAUAGUUUUUUGAGAAAUGUUCUUCGGAUGUACUUUUGUGUCAUUUGGAGUUUAGAGAGGACGCAAAAUGUCGGCGCAUUGCUGCCAUUUUGAUGUUUAAAUGUCAGCUUUGAAGUUAGUAUGGCUAUUAGGACAGUUUUUAAUAAAAGUUAUUUUAUUUAACUAUGGAAGAUUUAACAAUUUUGAAGCCCAAACUUCAAUUUAAAA
Messenger RNA from Megachile rotundata (alfalfa leafcutting bee), 2963 nucleotides. RefSeq names its product protein sneaky. The record is from RefSeq and is a predicted model, not a curated record. Gene Ontology annotation, cellular component: membrane. Lineage: Eukaryota; Metazoa; Arthropoda; Insecta; Hymenoptera; Megachilidae.